Messenger RNA from Arachis duranensis, 772 nucleotides. RefSeq names its product zinc-finger homeodomain protein 4-like. The record is from RefSeq and is a predicted model, not a curated record. The coding region runs from base 34 to 642 and encodes 202 amino acids. The transcript has a single exon. NCBI's taxonomy places the organism in Eukaryota, Viridiplantae, Streptophyta, Magnoliopsida, Fabales, Fabaceae. Gene Ontology annotation, molecular function: transcription cis-regulatory region binding; DNA-binding transcription factor activity. Gene Ontology annotation, biological process: regulation of DNA-templated transcription; regulation of developmental process. Gene Ontology annotation, cellular component: nucleus.
UUCAGUUGGUUCUAUUAUUAGUUAGAGACAUAUAUGGAGCCUAAUAACUACAAUUCUUCUUCUAAUGUUGUUGUCACUGAUGAUGUGAAGAAGCCAUUAUUAGAAGAGAAAAAGAUGGGUACAAUAAUAAGAUACAAAGAAUGUCUCAAGAACCAUGCAGCUUCACUUGGUGGCAAUGCAACUGAUGGAUGCGGCGAGUUCAUGCCCUGUGGUCAACAAGGUACCAUUGAAGCUCUCAUCUGUUCUGCAUGCAAUUGCCAUAGAAACUUUCACAGGAAAGAGAUUCAAUCUGAAGCUCAUCAUCAUAAAUAUCAAGUGGUGAAGCAUAUUUUUGCACACUCAUCAAUGAGUCUUUCUGAUCAAUCUUAUGAUCAUGAUCAUAACGACAAUAAGGAUUAUUGUGAAAAAGGGGUGGUGAAGAUGAAGAAGAGGUUCAGGACAAAGUUCACACAAGAACAGAAGGCCAAGAUGCUCGAUUUCGCAGAGAAGGCAGGAUGGAAGAUACAGAAGCUAGAUGAAUCUAUGGUGAACAAGUUUUGCCAAGACCUUGGGAUCAAGAGAAGGGUACUCAAGGUUUGGAUGCACAAUAACAAGAACUCUUUUGCUGCGAAGAAUAAACAGAAUCUUUCUACAACCACCUAGAUGAUAAUAAUGAGUCCAAUUUCUUGGAGUCAUGGUUGAAUUUUCUCGGUGCGAUUUAAGAUUACGGAUUUAAAAUAUAAAAAUAAUCACUGAUAUAAUUAUCAGAUUAUAUUGUAUAUCUCACAUACAC